CGAGAGAGAGCCGCAGCUGCUUCGCAAAAAGCUGCGUGUGUCGCAUAACGGCAUGGCGCCCGGAACCUCCUGCAUCUGAUGUCAAAGUUGCUAUAAAAAAAUAUCUCAGACAGCACACGACAAAAAUGAAAAGAGGAUUGAUGCAGGUGGAUCUACCCUGGCCCAGGCUCACGUAUAGGGCUCGGCUGUAGUACACGUGUACGCACUUCUGAACCUGUGCAGUUGGUGCUCUCGGAGUUGGAUCCGGCAAUGGCUUCUACCUCAGUUGCAGCGUGUCGUGUUGGGAGCUUGGUCUUAUACGGGCUCGUCUGCGUCGUCGCAUUUUCAGCUUGCGUUAUUGCGCACGAUAACGGACAUUCAGACAGCAGCAAGCCGUCUAAAUCGGUUCGGUUUCGAGAAAGAUGGGACGCCACCGAUGUGGUCCGAGACGUAGAGCAUAUAAGAGAAGACCUCGCCACUCUUGUGGACCUGAAGAACACCGGAGAGCUGACGGAGGAGGAGAUCACCUUUUAUUUUUUCCGCAUGCACGACUUCGACGGCAACGCGAUGCUAGACGGCAUUGAGCUAUUGUCCGCUAUGCAGCAUACUAUCGACCACGGCUUCGUGCCAGCUGGCGUGGGACAGCAGAGUUUCGACGAUAUGAUUAAGCUGGUCGACGGAGCCUUGAUGCUUGAUGCAAACAACGAUGGCUUUGUUUCCUAUCCGGAAUUGAGAAUAACACUUAACCAUACGUAGAAGUUGAUCGUGAAGUGUAGCGUGUCCAACGUUGAAUACUGAUAGGAACACUUAACACCUCUACUUAUACUACCUGCUGUGACAAAUAAACGCUUAUGGAACGUUACAACACGAGGUAUCAGUUUCCGAA
This is a messenger RNA of Dermacentor andersoni, 865 nucleotides long. NCBI's taxonomy places the organism in Eukaryota, Metazoa, Arthropoda, Arachnida, Ixodida, Ixodidae. The record is from RefSeq and is a predicted model, not a curated record.